AUGGUUAUAAGUGAGUUUCCAAAGCUUCAAAAUGAGAUGGAAUCUUUCCAGGAAAAACUCCGACUUUCUUUGGAGAAACAUAAGCUCACUUUAAUGGAAAUCAUAGAAACAUAUAAAGAAGACGUUGACGGCCUGCAGGUACGGCAACAAAAGUCUCAAGCAAGACUGAAUCAACUAGUGGAAGAUGAAAGGCUGUUAAGGAAUGAAAUUGAAAGUUCUGAACGAGAAAAAGAUGAAAGUGCUACUAGGGUAGAGGUCUUCAGGCUUAGAAAGCAACAACUAGAUGGCGAAAGAGCAGCUUUGACGAACGAAUCAGCCCAAUUGCAACAUAUGUUGUCCCAGAAACAUGACGAAAUACGGCACAAGAGACAGCAACUUCAGCAUCAACAACAGCGAGACAUCGCAGAGGCAAAUGCUUACAGUCAGGUGCUCGGUCUCGACAUCGAGGCGCCCGCACCACAGGUUUUGCAAUUCAUCUUUCGCAGAGUCUUGGAAUCCGAUUCUAAUGCUGCGUGUGAAUUCAGUCUCGAUUUAUCCCAGGAACGAUACAAUAUUAUAGGUUCCAGGCCCGAGCUCCCGCAACAAGUUCUUUCCGACCUCGAAGUGAAGCUCAAUGACACCGGGAACCUAGGAAUGCUCCUAAAGGCAAGUAGGGCAGCUUUGAUUCGAGCUCUUGAAAGCGGGUCGUAG
Messenger RNA from Lachancea sp. 'fantastica', 690 nucleotides. NCBI's taxonomy places the organism in Eukaryota, Fungi, Ascomycota, Saccharomycetes, Saccharomycetales, Saccharomycetaceae. The record is from the annotation of a GenBank genome assembly.